This is a messenger RNA of Austrofundulus limnaeus, 940 nucleotides long. It is a transcript of the gene mmp25a, whose product is annotated as matrix metallopeptidase 25a. Gene Ontology annotation, biological process: visual perception; negative regulation of clathrin-dependent endocytosis; positive regulation of protein tyrosine kinase activity. Gene Ontology annotation, molecular function: lipid binding. Gene Ontology annotation, cellular component: intercellular bridge; spindle midzone; centrosome. The record is from RefSeq and is a predicted model, not a curated record. NCBI's taxonomy places the organism in Eukaryota, Metazoa, Chordata, Actinopteri, Cyprinodontiformes, Rivulidae.
GUCCAAUGGAGUGUGACGAGGAAGACCAAAUCCAGUUUGAUGAUGAAGACUUCCAGACCCAGAACAAAGAAGACCAACAGGAGCAGGCAGAGGAAGAGGAGGAAAAUGGAGAGAUGAUGAUCGAUGGAGGUUUGGAGGACUGGGACCAGUUUAACUCAGCUGGACCAAGUCUGGUGGAGGCUGUGGCUGAGUGGAGCCCAGGUGGACCAGUGGCCCCACAGCAGGUUCUUCAGCUGGAUGGUUACACAAAAAAUUACCUGUGUUUACCUGAGGACAACAUCUACAAUGUGAGCUUCUCUCGCUUCAAGAUCAGAGAUCUGGACAGUGGAGCUGUCAUUUUAGAUAUUAAAAAACAUCAACCAACUGAAAUUCAGGACAUCAUCGACUGUGAUCCCAACAGAUUCAUCCAGUAUCACUUCUCUCCGGCAUUUCUGGCCCUCAGAGAAAUUGGAGCUACGUUGGAGUUCACAGUGGGCAGCAAGGCUCUAAACUGCUUUCGUCUCAUUGAGAGACACUUCUUUAAAAACCUCCUUCUCAAAACCUUUGACUUUGAGAUCGGCUUCUGCAUCCCCCACAGCAGGAACACCUGUGAACACAUCUACUGCUUACCUGACCUGGAGCCUCAUGUUGUUGAAGACAUGAUCGCCAACCCGUUUGAGACUCGCUCGGACAGUUUUUACUUUGUCAACAACAAGCUGAUCAUGCAUCACAAAGCAGAGUACUCCUUUGCUGCACAAACAGACGCCAGCAGAGGGAAUAACGUGAACAGUGUUGGAUAGUAGAUGAAAAUGUUCAUUUUAUGGUUAGCAUAAUAAACUCCUCACUUCUCUGGAUGUUUACUGUGUUUACAAAUGAUCAGUGUGAAGGAGGAGGAGUUUGUGGUUUGAUCUUUGCUGAUGAAUAUGUCAAAUAAAGCAAAUGGGUUUUUGAGUAGCAUCUA